CCGCUCUCCAAUCUUGCCCAAUGCCUACCUCAUCUACACACGCGAUUUGCGGUGACAGCAUUGUCCCAUCACACAGAGCCAACGAACCUCUGGCUGCCACCGAUAAUGUUGCACAAGCCGAUGCCCGUCCUCGCGUUCCUGACGACCUGAGCUAUAGCCUGAAUCGUUUUCUUGACAAAAGCAAGGAGACAGCACACGGUUGUCAGCGUCCACCACUGGGGUUUGGCAAGGUGCAGUGCGACGCUGAAGCAGAGAUUGAAGCGGAAACCCGCACACGCAGAGAGUUGCGCGCCUUUGAUGUCCAAUUCUUUGGUGCAAGGUCGGCUGGUAAACAAGCGCAUUGAUGAUUAGACAAUGUUUUGAUGAGAUCGUGUGUGAAAUGCAGACUUGUUUAGACUAUGAUGUACUUAAAGGCUUUGUGUGUCAG
Trichoderma asperellum CBS 433.97 is the source of this 427-nucleotide messenger RNA. Lineage: Eukaryota; Fungi; Ascomycota; Sordariomycetes; Hypocreales; Hypocreaceae. The record is from RefSeq and is a predicted model, not a curated record.